Messenger RNA from Anthostomella pinea, 2658 nucleotides. The record is from the annotation of a GenBank genome assembly. Lineage: Eukaryota; Fungi; Ascomycota; Sordariomycetes; Xylariales; Xylariaceae.
AUGGCCAUGCAGAACAGCAUCCUCGCGGUGCCCUUCCGCAAGGGGACACAGCUGUCGCUAUCCUCAGCCGUGCGACAGUACAUCUCGACCAAGUAUGACCAGCAUCCCGACAUGUUCCGCCAGGACCUGGACGUCAUCGAGGCCCUGCGACGCGACGCCGUCAACGUGCGCGAGCCCCAUCCCAGCGGUGUGCGCAUGCUGCAGGCCUAUGCCGGCCAGCUCGUGUGGAUCAGUGCCAAGUUUCCCAUAGAUAUCGGCGCCGACUUCACCUGGUACCCUGCGCUUGGCUACAACAUCGAACGGCCCAUCGUCCACAACAACCUCCAGUUCGAACUUGCCAAUAUUCUCUACAACCUGGCGGCGUUGUACUCACACCUCGCCAUCGGCAGCAACCGCGCCGACACCGUUGGACUCAAGACGGCCGCGAGCUACUUCAGCCAUUCCGCGGGCGUCCUCACCCACCUGAAGAACGAAAUCAUACCCGAGAUGCGGACCACUCCCCCCGAUGACAUGGACGAGCACACCCUCGACUCUCUGAUACAGCUACAGCUGGCGCAGGGCCAGGAAUGCUUCUGGCAAAAAGCCGCUAUGGACGGCUACAAAGACGCAUCCAUCGCCAAGUUGGCCGCCAGGGUGUCAGACCUGUACAACCUGGCCGGUGAGGCUGCCAUGCGGUCCGAGGCUAUUAGCAGUAGCUGGAUCCACCACAUGAGUGCCAAGCAUCACCACUUUGCCGCCGCCGCCCAGUAUCGCGCAGCUUGCGACUGCUUGGAAAAACGGAAAUACGGCGAAGAGGUUGCGAGGCUGAAAGAUGCCGUUGCUUGUGUUGGCGAAGGCCUUAGAGAGAGUAAGGGUGGCUACCUGCACAAGACCGUGGUUGAGGCUCUGAACGUUUUAAAGAGAAGAGUCGAAGAGGACUUGAAGCGAGCAGAAAGGGACAAUGACGUGAUAUACCUGAACCCAGUCCCGCCCAAGUCCGAGCUUAAAAUCCUCGAGCGUGCUAACAUGGCAAUCGCUCGAGUACCGCGUCAGGUUUCGGCGCCCUUGGACUUCGUGGGCGACGAUGGCGAGUUCGGACCUGCACAGUUUACCAAGCUGGUUCCUUAUUCAGUACACAUUGCCGUCUCUAUAUACGAGGAGCGCAGAGACCGAUUGGUGAAUCAGACUAUCAUCGCCGAGCUCGAGACGUUGAACGAGAGGAUACACGAAAUCCUCUCGUCACUCAACCUUCCCAGCUCGAUACAGGCCUUUGAGAAACCACUGGGUCUGCCUGGUACUCUCGUGCAACACGCCGAGGAGAUCCGCCAGGCGGAUGCCAUACAUCGUCUGCAAAGAAGCUUCGCCGAUAUCGACAAGUUGCGCGCUGCCGAUAUCGCCCUGUUUGAAGAAGGCAAGGAGUUGCUGCAGGCUGAGGAAGAGGAGGAUGUACGUUUUCGCCGAAGAUUCGGGACGGAUCGAUGGUCCCGCCCGGAGAGUCGGAACGAGCCAAACCAAGGCGUGAAGCUCUGGAAUCAAGUUGCUGAGGCUGAAGGCUGGUUUGGGAACAGUGCCAGCAGCGAUGGUGUUGUGCGUGAAAAGUAUUACAGCAUCGAGCCUACCCUGGCAAUCCUUGCCGGGUCAGAUCGUGGUAUGAUGGACUUCGUGCCUUCAUCGCGCCGCACUGAGAUUCCAGAGUCGCUCAAACCCGCUAUCGGCCGCUUACGCAGUGCUUACAAUGACGUGACACGUCUCGAGAGCCGCCGCCGCAGGAAAGCCGAGGCCUUGCGCGAAAAGGCGAAGGGUGACGACAUCAAAUCGGACAUCCUAGCCGAGGCAGCGCGACUUGAGCGUAGUCAUGCUGUAGCCACCGCCAUCGUUCCCGCACAUUUCGAAGACUUCUUCGAGAAACGCCUGGAUUCGCUGUAUGAACCGGACCUUGAACUAGUGCAGAAGGAGGGUGCGGACCAGGAGAAGCUCAUCUCGGAUUUGAUACGGGUGAAUCGCGAAUUCGAGAGCCAAAAGAAGAUGAUGGGCGACAAGGGUAAUCGGGAAAGAGAGCAGGCUCUACAGAAGCUCGAGAAUGCGUACUAUAAGUACAAGGAGCUCAUCAGCAACGUGGAGGUCGGCCGGAAAUUCUAUAACGACUUGAGCCGCAUCGUUGGUGGUUUCCGGGACGGCGCAAGGACGUUCGUGACGGAGAGGAGGCGUGAGGCACGUAUGCUUGAGGACGAGCUGAGCAUGCCGCCUUUAAACAACCUCAGUCUGGGGCAGCAGGGCCAAGCGCAGCCGUUGCCGGCAUCGGCUGGGGGUUGGAACGGCGCGUCCAGCUAUCAGUCACCUCCCCAGCAUCAACAUCAGCACCAGCCUCCACCACCCCAGCCGCAGGCAUCUAACUCGUACUUCGGUAACCAGCCAGCGGCGGCGCCACCAUCACGCAAGCAGGUCCACAGUCCGGCCGAGGCACAGAUCCAGUCCUGGGCGCCCGCCGGCGAGACCGUGGCCCCUCAGCCGCAACAGCCACGCGCGAACCCCAUGCAAGCUAUUUGGAAUCAGGAUAUGCCAAUCAAGUUUGCCGGCACGCCGCCUGCUGCCGGGCCUAGUGCAGGUGUGGGUGCUCCGCAGGGCGGUAAGAAACCCAGUGGGACCUGGGAUCCGAACAGCGGGAUACGGUUCGGUUAG